AUGUCUACUGAGUCCAAAACUAUUGAUGACAAGGUCCAAAAGUAUACUAUUACCGCGGUAAAAAAGGUGGCUAAUGACAAUGAGGCCGCAGUGUGUCACAAGCAAAAGUAUGCCUAUGCCGUGUUCUAUUGCCACAAGACUAAGGAUACAUCUGCGUAUACGGUGUCCUUGAUGGGCGCGGAUGGAUCAAAGGCUAAGGCAAUGGCUGUGUGUCAUAAGGAUACGAGUGCUUGGAACCCGAAACACUUGGCUUUCCAAGCUCUUAAUGUGAAGCCAGGAAGUGUUCCGAUUGGUGUAGUAUUAAGCCAAGCAUCUCUACCAUCUGAAAUUUAUUGGAAGAAAAUGUUGCCAAAUACUGAAAUGCCAAAGGCUGUUAAGCUUUCAUUGUCUGAGCCAGGUAUUUGUUCUUCAAUAUUAAAACGUUUGUAA
Chenopodium quinoa (quinoa) is the source of this 429-nucleotide messenger RNA. Its product is annotated as BURP domain protein RD22-like. Bases 1 to 429 code for a protein of 142 amino acids. Lineage: Eukaryota; Viridiplantae; Streptophyta; Magnoliopsida; Caryophyllales; Amaranthaceae. The record is from RefSeq and is a predicted model, not a curated record. The transcript has 2 exons.